Molecule: messenger RNA, 3270 nt
Organism: Dimorphilus gyrociliatus
Lineage: Eukaryota; Metazoa; Annelida; Polychaeta; Dinophilidae
Source: the annotation of a GenBank genome assembly
ACUAACAAUCAAUGAAAAACUUCCGUUCGUAGAUAUCUUACAAGCUGCCCUCACCGAAAUAUUGCUCAAAUCUACAUUAAAAUAUUUGUAUUGAUUAUUUGUUGUUUAUUAAAUAGAUUCUGACAAUAUUAUUCUCUAAGAAAUUCAUGUUAAAUGGUAUGUAUGAAAAAGUUUUCAUGUUUUUUAUUGGUGUAGAUGAAUCACGAUGUGAUAAGUGAUGUGCGUUAUCUAUAAGCUUAUUAACCUUUUCGUUAUUCAAAGAUACAAUCUUUUGGAUUCUUUAAUCUUUUAAGAAUAAUUUAAGAUAUAAUGUAAUUUAACAAUUUACCACAUGUUGAAUUUCAGAGCUAUUACAUAACAUUGAUUGUUUAUUUAAGUAGGAAAUCUUGCAUACACUUACUUCUCUUCCAACUGUUGAUUCGAACGUCUCGCAUUUCAAGAUUGAAAUUUUAAAUAUGUUGUUUUUAUCACAGAUAGUCAAGUAGAGUAUGAUUUGAGCAUUAUGGGUGUGAACGAGAAUGGUGCUUGUCUGUAAAUCGUUGACAUUUUACAAGAAACAUGCCAAAAGUUGGUAACAAUGCCAAGGAAAUUACCAAGGGGCUAUUUCUAAAUGAAGAUCCGGAAAAAUUAUUCACUGAUUUACGAGAAAUAGGCCAUGGAAGUUUCGGAGCUGUCUAUUUUGCACGUAAAGCUUCUACAAAAGAAGUUUUUGCGUUGAAAAAGAUGGUUGUUACUGGCAAGCAGGCUGAAGAGAGGUUUGAAGAUAUUAAAAAGGAAGUGAAAAUUUUAAAAUGCUUGAAACAUGAUAACAUCGUCAAAUUUGAAUGCUGCUACCUACGUGAUCAUGUUGUUUGGCUUGCAAUGGAAUACUGCCUGGGUUCCGCUUUUGAUAUCUUAGAAGUACAUAAAAAAUCGCUUCAAGAGGAUGAAAUUCGGGCCAUCUGUGCUGGUGCUUUGAAUGCUCUAGUUUAUUUGCAUUUCGAACUUGGUGCUAUUCACCGCGAUGUUAAAGCUGGUAAUGUAUUACUAGCCGUAGGAGGAGUAGUGAAAUUAGCCGACUUUGGAUCGGCAUCACUUGUCAAUAGAGCAAGUAGCUUCAUUGGUACACCUUAUUGGAUGGCACCAGAAGUUAUAACUUCAAUGGACGAGAUGCUAUAUGACUGUAAAGCAGACGUAUGGUCUUUAGGUAUUACCUGUAUUGAAUUAGCAGAAAAAAAGCCACCGUUGUUCCAUAUGAACUCUAUGGCAGCAAUGUAUCACAUUGCACAAAGCGAUUCGCCUAAGCUAUGUGAAGCUAGGUCCAAAUGGAGCGAAGGAUUUAAUGGUUUUGUUGAAUCGUGCCUCAUUAAGGAUGCUACAAAUCGUCCUACCUCGAAAGAAUUACUAAAUGACCCAUUUAUUAGUGAUAGAAGAGACAGCGAUUCUGUAGUGCUUAUGCAGCUUAUAGAACGUACCAAAGAAGCCGUAAGGCAAUUAGACCAGCAUUAUAGAAUGCGAAAGAUAUUGAUAAACGAUCAUGCCAGUGAAGAACUCGAACCAAAUCCCGGUCGAAUAGAUGGUGAAGGCGACGUUACUAUUGAUAGUACAUCCAGUAAUUCUAACUCAUUAACGAGUCGAACAAGUAUUCAGAGUUCGGACUAUAUUAAUCAUGAAGAGGCUAAACCACCUGCCGGAAGUUGUGAAGUACCGAAUGAUAUGUCCUUCCAUCAGGGUGCUGAUCGGGCAAAUGAUAGCGCACUUGAAAACUUCCAAACUAUAAAGCCAAGGAAAAUGGUUGUACAAGAGCACAGACAGCACGACGCCAAUGGAGCUCAGGAACAAAUGCGAGGCUAUAAAAAUAUGAGGAAACAGCAACAUAAGGAGCAAAAGCAGUUAGAAAAUAAGCAAAUGGCCGAAAUGUCAGAUUUCAAGUCGAAACUAGAUAAAGAAAUGGAGCAAUUAAAUUCUACUUUUACAAAAUUUUUUGACAAGUUACUGCAAAAACAACAGCAUGAUAGAGAAAAAAUGCAAAAAGCUGCUCAACAAAGAGAAAGAAAACUAUAUAAGCAGAUACAAUCUAAACAUGAAUCGGAAAUGAAAGAAUUUAAAACAAUUUUGCAAAAGAAUUAUAAAGCAAAAAAAGAAGCCAUUCGUAAGAGUUUAACUGGCAGCUCUACUCCUAAAAAAGAGAAAGAACAACAGAUGGUUAGACAAAAAGAAGAAUUAGUAGCAGAUAUGAACGUCAAAGAAAAUUAUGAAUCAGGUCAAAAAGAACAUUUCUUAAAGACGCAGAUGAAAAUAUGCCAACGUAAGCAACUGCUACGACUUCAUCAAUUGGAGCUUCGACAACUGGAAAUUAGAAUUGAGAAAAGAAGUAAUCAUAUUUCAGAGAAACAUCAAAUGUGUACUAAACAGCAUGAGUCGACUCAAGAGUUCGAGUUCUGGCACAUGUCCCACCUUCAUCGGCUUAAAGAGGAUCAUAUUAGAACCCUACAUCGCACUGAGAAAGAAAAUCAAGAACAGUACAAUUCAAAUGCUCUGAAAGAGAUGCAUAAGAGGCACCAUCAAGAGAAGAAAAAUCACCCAAGCCUUGUUAGAAAGAGAGAAAUGGAAAUUAUGAAACUGAAGAAAAACGCUAUUCAAACUAUAGAACAGCAGUAUAAGGUUCUAAAGAUGCAACGAGUAGCGAAAACGAAUUCUAAACCUGAACAAAAGGAACUAAUUACAAGAUUGGCUGAGGAUCAAAAGCAUAAAAAUCACGAGGUGGAAGGCCAAUAUAUUAAAUCCAUACAAGACAUGAAAACGAGUGAAGAACGUAAAUUGAACGAUAACAUUGAAAGAGAAGCAAGAGAGUUAACUCAAAAGCUUAACCAAGAAUUAGAAUUGCUGCAAGCUUAUCAAGGAAAUCGUUUGGAGCAAAUGCAGAGGCAACAUAAGUUGGAGCGUAAGCAACUGGAGGAGAAAGUUAGCGUUCGUAGAAUUCUGUUGGAGGAAAAAUUGGAUGAAGAGAUAAUGGCGUUCGAUGCUCAACGUCGCCAAAGCUCAAGAGACUUACACGAGAGACAAGGAAGGGAAUUAAAUGAGUUCGAUCAGAAAGUAGUUGAUUGCGGAUUGGAUAUAAAUAAGAUUGCAGAGGAGAGUCUGAUUAUCCACGAAGAUGGGGUAGAUAUGGAUGAGCUAUCUAUUCAGGGUUCAAUGAUGUCACUUUCUUCAUCUUUACCUUCCCUUCAAUCUGCUAGUGCUCCUUCGCCCACUCUGCAAUAUCAUUUGCAUCAUGGAAAUGAUAAUUGA